Molecule: messenger RNA, 2122 nt
Organism: Jaculus jaculus (lesser Egyptian jerboa)
Lineage: Eukaryota; Metazoa; Chordata; Mammalia; Rodentia; Dipodidae
Gene: St6gal2
Product: ST6 beta-galactoside alpha-2,6-sialyltransferase 2
Exons: 6
Coding region: 447-2030 (527 amino acids)
Biological process (GO): carbohydrate metabolic process
Molecular function (GO): sialyltransferase activity
Source: RefSeq, a predicted model, not a curated record
UCUUCUCAAGUGGGUGGCCAGCUCCCAAGUCCAUCCCAGCUCUGCGGGACGCCUCUUAGAAACUGCUGUGCGUGUGGAGCGAGGCAGCCUAAAGCUCGAGCAAGGCGGAGCGGGAGGAACAAAGGGAGUGAGCCGCGGGGAGGAUGCGGGGCUCCAGGGCACCCCACCCAGCGAGUCCGGGGCGCUGCCUGGCAUGGAGGUAGCCCGGCCAAGUGCUCUGCAGAGUGGUGUUUGUUCGGGCUGGUACACAAAGACUCACUUCCUCGGGGCCGGGCUGCCAGACUGCGCUUCUGACCACUUGCAGCCCGCUCGCAUUCUUGCAUCCUUGCUACUGCCCAGGACCCUUGGUCCCCGGGUACCGGGCACAGUGCGGGCGUGGACUGUGCAGGUCUGGCCUCACAGUACUUUAGGAUAUCAAGGCGAGGUGCUGGCACUAGAGGUCUGCCAUGAAACCACACUUGAAACAAUGGCGACAGCGAAUGCUUUUUGGAAUAUUUGUUUGGGGGCUUCUUUUUUUGGUGAUUUUCAUCUACUUCACGGACAGCAACCCUGCUGAACCUGUACCUAGCUCCUUCUCCUUCCUGGAAACCCGAGGGCUCCUGCCCAUCCAGGGUAAGCAGAGGGCCAUCAUGGGCGCUCUGCACGAGCCAGCUUCCCUUGGGGGCUUGGAUGCAAACAGGCCGCUGCCAGAGAGCCACCCAGCCGGCCCCUUUCACACCGGGCCUGGAGACCCCCAGAUAUGGGAUCAGGCCCCAGACACAUUUGGAAAUGGAGAAGAGUUUUUUUCAUCUCAGGUCAGGAGGAAAUCUCCAAGUGCUUUCUACCCUGAGGACGACUACAUUUUUGCUGCAGGUCAGCCAGGGUGGUACAGCCACACGCAAGGGACACUGGGGUUCCCAUCCCCUGGGGAGUCCACCUCGCGCGACAGGCCGGCUGGCCCGGCCCAAAGGAAACUGGUAAAGAAGCGACAGGGGAGGCAAGGAAGGAGCCCCAUGUUGGAAGAUGGCGAGAACGGCGAUCGGCUGUAUGCCUCCAUGUCCAGGGCCUUCCUGUACCGGCUGUGGAAGGGGAACGUCUCCUCCAAGAUGCUGAACCCGCGCCUGCAGAAGGCCAUGCGGGACUACCUGGCCGCCAACAAGCACGGCGUGCGCUUCCGCGGGCGGCGCGAAGCCCGCCUGAGCCGAACCGAGCUGCUGUGCGAGCUGCGCCGGCGAGUGCGCGUGCGCACCCUGGAUGGCACUGAGGCGCCCUUCUCCGCGCUGGGCUGGCGGCCGCUGGUGCCCGCGGUGCCCCUAGGCCAGCUGCACCCGCGAGGCCUGCGCAGCUGUGCGGUCGUCAUGUCUGCAGGCGCCAUCCUCAAUUCCUCUCUGGGCGAGGAAAUAGAUUCUCAUGAUGCAGUUUUGAGAUUUAACUCUGCUCCUACACGUGGCUAUGAGAAAGAUGUUGGAAAUAAAACCACAGUGCGCAUCAUUAACUCCCAGAUUCUGACAAACCCCAGCCAUCAUUUUAUUGACAGUUCUUUAUAUAAAGAUGUAAUCUUGGUGGCUUGGGACCCAGCUCCUUAUUCUGCUAAUCUUAACCUGUGGUACAAGAAGCCAGAUUACAACCUUUUCACUCCGUAUAUUCAACAUCGUCAGAGAAACCCAGCACAGCCAUUUUACAUUCUUCACCCUAAGUUUAUAUGGCAGCUUUGGGACAUCAUACAGGAGAACACAAAAGAGAAGAUUCAGCCCAACCCACCGUCUUCUGGUUUCAUUGGGAUCCUCAUCAUGAUGUCCAUGUGCAGAGAGGUGCACGUGUAUGAAUACAUCCCAUCUGUUCGGCAGACAGAACUUUGCCACUACCACGAGCUCUACUAUGACGCAGCCUGCACCCUGGGGGCAUACCACCCACUGCUGUAUGAGAAGCUCCUAGUGCAGCGCCUGAACACAGGCACCCAGGCGGAUUUGCAUCACAAGGGCAAGGUGGUCCUGCCAGGCUUUCGGGCUGUGCGCUGUCCUGUGCCCAGCCCCAGUGAUAGGCACUCUUAAAAAAUGGACUCUUGAGAAUCAAUGUGCAAUAAGGUACUACUGUAGUCCUCAAAGUCACAAAAAAAAAAAAAUACUUGAAGCUAGAUUUAGGU